AUGACCACGACUACCCUUUCGAGGCGAGAGCCUGAUGCCUUUACCGUAACAAUCGACUGUGAUGCCGGCAAUGAAUAUGACGGGCGCAUGGGCUUGCGCAUAUCGGCAAUCUUUGUCAUCUUCUUCGGAUCCUUCAUGGGCUGCCUUGUUCCCCUCUUCCUGAACAAGCAAACUCGUUUCCAAGUUCCCAAGCUCGUCUUCUUCGUCAUCAAGUACUUUGGCUCAGGCGUCAUCAUCGCUACCGCUUUCAUCCAUCUCCUGGCCCCGUCCAUCGGUGCACUAUAUUCGCCAUGUCUCAACCCCGACAGCGUCAUCACACAAUAUCCCUGGCCGGAAGGAAUCUGCCUUAUGACCGUCUUCGCAAUGUUCUUUGUGGAGCUAUGCGUCUCCCAUCACAGGUCUUCAGACAUUGGCCAAGAUCGUAAUUUUCACAGCGCCGGCGGCAGAGACCUAGCCAUGGAUCUGAUGAAGAGGAGGGAUCAAGAAAAUGAAGCUGAGCUCGGCACAAUAGAGAGUCGGAAUCUCGGUGCAGACAAGCCAGACGAACUCGCUGCUCACCUGAGUGCUCUAUUUAUACUCGAAUUUGGCAUCAUCUUCCACUCUAUCCUCAUUGGCAUAACCCUUGCCGUCUCUGGAGAUGAGUUUACCGUCCUCUAUGUCGUACUGGUCUUCCAUCAGACCUUUGAGGGUCUCGGCUUAGGCUCCCGCCUUGCCAUCGCGGCUUGGCCAUCAGGCAAGGAGUGGCUGCCCUACUUUCUCAGUGCGAUAUACGCACUCUCUACACCUAUUGCUAUCGCUGCUGGGCUUGGUGUACGCAACUCGAUCACGCCUGGUACAAAUUCGUCUCUGGUGGUAAUGGGUGUUUUCGAUGCCCUCUCAGCUGGGAUUCUGCUCUAUACAGGACUCAUCGGCCUGAUCGCCCACGAAUUUUUCACUGGCAGUGCGAGCAAGGGCCAGAGCAUGAUGAGAUUCAUGGCUUUCGGAUGCAUGUGUGUUGGAGCGGGAGUCAUGGCCUUGUUAGGCUACUGGGCUUGA
Molecule: messenger RNA, 1035 nt
Organism: Fusarium keratoplasticum
Lineage: Eukaryota; Fungi; Ascomycota; Sordariomycetes; Hypocreales; Nectriaceae
Exons: 2
Coding region: 1-1035 (344 amino acids)
Biological process (GO): zinc ion import across plasma membrane
Cellular component (GO): plasma membrane
Molecular function (GO): low-affinity zinc ion transmembrane transporter activity
Source: RefSeq, a predicted model, not a curated record